Molecule: messenger RNA, 1118 nt
Organism: Poecilia latipinna (sailfin molly)
Lineage: Eukaryota; Metazoa; Chordata; Actinopteri; Cyprinodontiformes; Poeciliidae
Exons: 4
Coding region: 300-1052 (250 amino acids)
Source: RefSeq, a predicted model, not a curated record
CUUUGUUUGUUCUAGAGGGGAAUUAAAUGCAGUUGUAACUCACAUUAUCUAAGUAUUUUCAAAGAGUCAUCGUGGAUGCUUUAGGCAGGAACUAAUUCCAGUAGUAGUCUUGCUACUAAUGUCAAGAGACCUCUGACUUAAGAUCGCUUCUUUUUAACACUCUUUUGAUGCUAACAGCUCAGUUUUCAUUUAAAAUCCCAAUAAAACACAUGAAUAAAGUGUAAACAUUUUUACACUUUCCACUCCCUUGUUCCUCUUUAACAGAGCAAGGCAGAUUGUUUCUCAGACUGAACGUUUCAAUGGAUGACAAGCAGAUUUUCAGAGGGAUGACUGGAGACGGGAAGGAAGAAUAUGACGAAAUACUGAAGUCCCGGUAUUCACAAACCAUGUCGUCAGAGUCGGACGCGGAAGCUGCGGAUCGAACGGGAUCUUUUACUGAAGUCAACAGUAUGUCAGGACACAUUUCCACUGAGGACAUGGAGCUGUCUUCACCUGAAGUCUCUGUGAUUGCAUCACCAAAUCAGACAAGAAAGGAGACUACAGUGGAACAUGAUGUGCAGAUUCACUUCAAGAGUGGAUUGACCACAGCUGUGUACGUCUGCAGCCCAUGUUCUGUGGAGGGACACCAGCCGAAACCUUUACAUUCCCUGCUGCCACCCUUCAAGGAGAUCCGCAAACUCCCUGAUGUGAGCCAAACACUGACCAAAACCAGAGUUCAAGACAGCCUGAAAACCUCGUCAGCUAACACCGAGCCAGGUGGAAGUGACCUGUGUGCUGCCAUCCUGCUGGGCUGCCUCUUCUGCCGGCCCGUGGACUGUCUAACGGAGACCUUCCGAGGGUGCACCGUGUGCUUCUGCUGGCUGUGCUCGUCGCUGUUCGGCUGCGAGCCCGGCGCCCUGCGGUCUCUCCUGGAGUUCACCCGGACCUGCGGUCCGUGCUCGUGUGCCGGCGCGCGCCGCUUCCUGUGCGACUGCGCCGGCUGCGACGUCUGCUUCCCGGUCACGGAGUGCCUGGACCUCGCCAUGGAAAUCUCUCAAAUGCUCCACCACUGAUGCGCCGCGUCGAAACAGAGGAGGCAGACAGGAGUUGAAGAAAGUUGUUUAUUUGUUAAAAUUUUA